GUGAUUGUGCACCCCGAGUUCCUGUCGUCUACCAGCCCUCUGCUGCCGCUGGACUAUGAAGAGUUUGUGCGGGGCUGUCACCUAGGGGUAUUCCCAUCAUACUACGAGCCCUGGGGCUAUACUCCAGCUGAGUGCACAGUUAUGGGGAUCCCCAGCGUUACCACAAACCUAUCUGGCUUUGGCUGCUUCAUGCAGGAACACGUAGCCGACCCCACGGCGUAUGGGAUUUACAUUGUGGACCGCAGGUUCCGCUCUCCUGAAGAGUCCUGCAAUCAGCUGGCCCAGUUCCUGUAUGGAUUCUGCCAGCAAUCACGGCGCCAGAGGAUCAUCCAAAGAAAUCGCACUGAAAGGCUGUCAGACCUGCUGGACUGGAGAUACCUGGGGAGAUUCUACAUGCAUGCCCGGCACCUAGCGCUCUGCAGGACCUUCCCAGACAAGUUUGAGAUGGAGCCCAAUGCCCCACCAAAGACCGACGGGUUCCGAUAUCCCAGACCACCAUCUGUGCCGCCUUCUCCGGCAGUUUCUCAGCCAUCUAGUCCUCAUGAAAGUGAAGAUGAAGAUGAAGAAGAUGGUGAUGAAGAAAGGUAUGAUGAGGAUGAAGAAGCAGAAAAAGAUCGUCAGAACAUCAAAUCCGCAUUUGCUUUUGGGCCAGUGUCUAAGGGAAAGAAGAUAAAACAUGGCGAAUAUAGAAACUGAAGUGGCAGAUGGUGCCCGCCAGAUCUAAUUAGCUCAUGUUGCUGUCUCAGUAGCUUAGACAUGAUUAGUAUGGAGAGGAACUUGUACAACCUAGUAAAGAACCCGUUCUCAGGGUAUAAAAGGCACUUAUGUGACACAUAUGGAUCAUAAAAUAGCGUUGGACUCAAAAUGUAAUAAACUUUAAAUGUUGCAAUAAAGGGACUGUAAACCAUGUAAUUUAAGUACUAACAAUGUAUCAUUUAUAUUAUCUUAUUGUAAUUAUUCAUAGUAUGCAGAGCAAAAGCGCAGUGGAAGUGGUUAAAAUCUUUAUUUUAUUUCACCUAAAAUCGCCUUUUCUGUCCGCCUAUGAAUAAUAACUUUUUUUUCUAUACUUACCGUCAUUGCCCCUGCAGCCAACAGCCGAUUGAACAUCCUUCUUCUUCUAUUUUAAAAGUGCGCGUUCCCUCUUCACGUACGCAUGCGCACUGCAAUCAGGCUUCAUCCUUAUACACAGAAUCGCAAUGCUUCGUCGUUCUGUGUUUCUGAUAGAGUGGUGAGUCACUCCUACAGACGAACGAGCAAGUGAAAUACUUAUGAUCCAUAAUUUUCUAUGUUUUGGACAAUCAUAUUUAUUUCUAAGCAAUAUAUUUUUAACCCUCAAUCAUCUUUGCAGAACAAAUCUAAAUCUAAUGUACCACAUAGAGCAUAAUUCCUUUUAUUUUUACAUACAUACUUUAGAUAGAUAUAUAUAUUGGGUUUUAAAAAUUAAACUUACCAAUUACAAUAUUAAAUUUCUUUUUGCUCGUUAUAGUCUAGGGUUGGUAACAGAUUUGAACUCGUUAUACACUAUACUCGGUAACAGAUUGGCAUAUAGGCAAUAAAUCGCACUGUGAUUUGCAUCGCGAUCCACUGCUUAUAUUGUGAAGCAGAGUAGUGGUAAUGUGCAUGCGUAGAGCAGGUCUAAAUGCGCGCUCCGGAUAAUAAAAUGGGCGUUUAUAAUCUAAAGUGUAAAGUAACGGCCCUGCAGCACUGUCUAUGAAAAAAAUUACUCAGGCUGCAUGGGCGGAUAGAGGGGAAAAAAAACAGUGAUUGUAUAAAAUAAUUUUUAAUCACUUCCGUAGCGCUUAGACUCUGCACAAUAGAAUCUUUAUAUUACACAUCAAAUUGUUAACAUAAUUAUUGUGUUUGCAGUGUUAUGAUUUACAGUCACUUUAAGGAAAAUAAAACAACAUUGCAAUAUACAA
Messenger RNA from Bombina bombina (fire-bellied toad), 1919 nucleotides. RefSeq names its product glycogen [starch] synthase, liver. Gene Ontology annotation, cellular component: cytoplasm. The record is from RefSeq and is a predicted model, not a curated record. Gene Ontology annotation, biological process: glycogen biosynthetic process. Gene Ontology annotation, molecular function: alpha-1,4-glucan glucosyltransferase (UDP-glucose donor) activity. Lineage: Eukaryota; Metazoa; Chordata; Amphibia; Anura; Bombinatoridae.